Messenger RNA from Marasmius oreades (fairy-ring Marasmius), 1064 nucleotides. RefSeq lists its product as uncharacterized. The transcript is spliced from 4 exons. The record is from RefSeq and is a predicted model, not a curated record. Lineage: Eukaryota; Fungi; Basidiomycota; Agaricomycetes; Agaricales; Marasmiaceae. Bases 472 to 930 code for a protein of 152 amino acids.
CUUGUCAAGUCCUUGUUCCCAAACUUGACGCUCUCGUACUCUUUUAUUCGGAUUUUUCUCGCGAUCACCGUUCUUCUCAUGGCUCACUCGGUUGCUGUCAUACUUGCAAGCUGGAACAGUGGCUCUGACGACCAGGGACUACGAACCGCUACAAAAAUCACAUUCAACUAACCCAGUUUCUCAAGUACGUUUUGCCGUCCUCAAAGCCUUGCCACGCUGUCAAAUAUCAGGAAUAACUUCCCACAUCGGAAUGCUGAAGGCCGACUACACUUACAGAUGGCAUCACGAAAGAACAUGCCGUUUGCAUGUCAGACUUCAAAGACCAUGGGCUAGGGACCUCUCAGUACUAUAUAUAAUCGAUAAUUGAGCAUGCGCCACGAGCUUUCCGUUCUUCGAGGGAAAACUGGCAAAAUGACCUUGAACCGCUGUUUUUCGUUCCCAGUGUCUCGAUAGUCCUCCUCCAGGGACCAGAUGACGGGCAUCGAGUGUCUAUGUAUCCGGAAACUGGCGAAACCCGCAGUGGGAACUUCGUCUAGUGCACUUACUAGGUACUCACCCCAACCCCAACCCGUAACAACGCAAUCUCAACUUCAGAAAAUGAACGAGUCACAAAGUUUCAAAGUCUGUAACGUUGUUAUCAAACCGGAGCUUCGUGGGGUCCUUCGAGUGUUCGACCUGAAAAUUAACGUAGGGUAUGGCCAGGGGCGGCCCGCGGGAUUUUGGGUUUUAAUGGAAAGCGUUGUAUUCAGGAAUCGCGUGCCAGGGGACAGGAAUCGCGUGUGUGGUGUUGGGAAACGUCCUGGCGUGGUCACAGAUCUUCCUUCAAGAGAACGUAACUCCUUCAGGCCUCAGGUCCAAGGUACAGUUUUACCAAACGCUACGUCAAGCUACAAUGAUAUUUUAACGAAACCACCAUCGUUCACUUACUAAGACCUCCAGUCAUGCCUAGUGGGUCCAAGAAAAAAUAUUCUAUAUAGGUAGAUAAAAUAGACUCCUUGCUUCCGCUCAGUACACAUACAAGUUAUGACCUGCAUUUGACAGGUUCCACCAAUUUUCCUGCAACC